CUGUUUAAAAAUCCAAAAAUAGCAGAAGGGAGAGAGAAAGCACACACUCUGUGCGUGUGUGCGUGCACUGCUUUAGCCUUCUGUGUAGAGAGAGAAACAAGAGAGAGAGAGAGAUAUGGAGGACUACAACUGUAAGCGAAUGGCGGCCAUGGACGACUCCACCAACGCAGCCGUAUCCAAGAGAAGAAAAGUUACUGCUUCAACGCCGCCAUUGCCUCCAACUCAAACAAUGCUUCAGCUCCUCAAUUCCCCGGACUCCUGCUCCACCUUUUGCUCCGAUCACUCUCCGCCUCCUUCCUCUUGCUGCUCCAGCAACGAACUCAGCGAUGUCCCCGCUGCCGUCCGCAGCUCUCCGCUCCUAGAUCUGGAGUCCAAGAGUUUCAAAACGGUAUUCUCCAACUCGACCUCCUUCGUCAACAAUAAAUUCAGCAGGGAAACGACGCCGUCGAGCGAGCUGCGCCUGGACUCGGACGAAAUGUCAUCGCCGGUGUCUCACCGACGGAGAAUCCCGGAGAGAAAAUCCCCUCCGUUUGAAGAGAUCGAAGAGUUCUUCGCUGUGGCCGAGAAGUACGAGCAUAAGCGGUUUGCAGAGAAGUACAACUAUGAUAUCGUCAAGGACGUGCCUCUGGAUGGUCGGUACCAGUGGGUUCGUUUGAAGCCCUAAGCAUUUCAGUUAGCUCUAGAGAGAGAAAGCAGGAGGUAGAGAGAGAGAGAGAGAGAGCAGGCGGUGGGUAAAUUACAAUAAACUGACACUCGGUAGGACAGAAAGUAGCAUGGAAAUGAAGGGGGAGGGAGGUGAUCUGGGUUUUUUGAUUGUACAAGCUUCUCUUUUCUUUUUAUGUGACAACAAAUGGAAGCUUCUAAUUCUCUGCAACUUCUCCCAACUUUUUUUAAUUAAUUAAAUUCUAAAAUUAUAUAUAUUUAUUUACGCAACAAUUUAUACAUUAAUUAAUUUUUUGUUUUUAGUUUUGGGAAAGAAAAGGGAUUUUUGUUUGGGUCUGUUUUGGGUGUUUGUGGGUGUGUGAAUCUAUCUUUUCUCUCUUUUUUUUUAAUCAGCUUUUUGGUUUAUAAUCAGCUUUUUGAUAUAUAUUUUUUUUUUUUUUGCGUUUGGGGGUUUUUGGCUUUCCGAAUAUGCGUUUCAUGUAAUGGUAAUGAAUCGUUAUGUUGCUUAUAGUGGGGACCAAACUAACUAUAGCUUGGCUAGCUAGGCGCCACUAGGAAAGUAGGUUUUUUUUUUAUUGUGAUUUCAAAUUUUGUUUCUAAUGUUACUUAGUAUUAUAGUCUAAUAAUAUUUCUUUUUACUUGUAAGUGAGAGAUCUUAAGUUCGAUUCUCGCUAAAAGUAAAUUUGAAUCACAUCAUUACUAAGUCAUUGUGAGGCUUAGUCCACCCCCUCUCCCUUAGAAAAUUUUGUUUGUUAAAAAGAAUUUGGCUACUCAUUUUAGAAGUCCCUUGCUAGCGAUUGAAACUCAUCUCCGAUCCUUAGGAUCCAAUUAUGAUAUUUUGUGUCAAUGAUCCAUUUGUUAUGCGAGGACAUGGGUAUGUUUCUAUUUUGUGACAAGAAAGUCACGAGUUCUAAUCGUGAAAAGCAAGGGUAAUGCUUCUUACGAUAGAUGUUCCCCUCGCAACCCUUGCAAAGCGGCGAAUCUUGUUGGCUUGAGAUCGACCUUUUAAUGCAUCUGUUAUGCAUAAAAACAUUGUAUUAUUGACCCGAGAUGUCACAGUGGUACAUCAAGUGCUCCACUUGCCCGCUUAUGUGAAUGUGGAUUAACAAGUUUGUGGUUGCAAUUUUUUAAGCCUAGAAUUGUUUAAGAUUUGGAAUCUUUUAAGAUAUGCUAAUUAGGCUAAUUUAAAAGAGGGAAAUUCAAUUCAAUGUCUUAUAUCAUUAUAGGUUUAGUUUUUUUUUUUUAUAUUGAAUCUACAUUGUAGGUUUUGGCUUCUGUAUUAGAUUACUAGAGAUAAGACAAGAGCUACUUCUACUAGUAGUGCUGGAGCUGCUUGCAGUAUAGCGACUCUUCUGUACCAAAGUUUAACUUAAUUGGAUAAAUACCUAUUAAAGCCUUUUUGGAUUCUAAAAACACUUUUUUUGCUGCUACUUUUAGAGAACGAUAUGAUAUUUCAUGUACUUGACGAAACAUUUGAAUUCUAAAUAAACAUUUUGUUAUGCUUUUCUGAUAGCAGCUUUGCUAGCAAAAGUGCUUAUG
Molecule: messenger RNA, 2202 nt
Organism: Pyrus x bretschneideri (Chinese white pear)
Lineage: Eukaryota; Viridiplantae; Streptophyta; Magnoliopsida; Rosales; Rosaceae
Product: cyclin-dependent kinase inhibitor 7
Exons: 4
Coding region: 116-664 (182 amino acids)
Biological process (GO): negative regulation of cyclin-dependent protein serine/threonine kinase activity
Cellular component (GO): nucleus
Molecular function (GO): cyclin-dependent protein serine/threonine kinase inhibitor activity
Source: RefSeq, a predicted model, not a curated record